AUGCCGAAUCCGCUCGCGAUUGGUUUUUGGCGACAGCCAAGGACAAAACACACGUUGCAAAGCACUUCGUCGCCCUCAGCACGAACACAGGCUGUCACCGCGUUUGGCAUUGACAAGGCAAACAUGUUCACCUUCUGGGACUGGGUUGCACCUCCUCCCCGAUUUCGUGAUGCCACCCAAGCAUACAUAACCCCCCUCGGAUCGCAACAAGAAUUUGAACUCGGGUGCUUCCUUCGUGACACAUAUCUCAAUCCCCAUUCGCCAUCCUUCAUUCAGAACAUCAGCACUGACGUAGUCAAUAUCGAUCAACUGGCAGUCCGCGCGGAUGCUGGUGGAGGAAAUGUUAUCCUGGACUCCGCGUACGCUCUGCUUCAGGGUCUAUACCCACCCACAUAUAAGUCAGAGAUGAUUUUGGCAAAUGGACAAACGGCCCUCCCUCCUCUUGGAGGAUACCAGUAUGUUCCAGUGCAAUCUUUGGAGUUUUGGCAAGCUCCGUCUCUCACAAGCUGGAUGGAUUGCGAGUAUUUCCAAUUCCACCUGGCGCGAGUUUACACUGCAUCUGCAUUCACGAAUAUGUCCGUCGCCGCCGAGCCCUUUCUAACUGCACUUAAACCGUAUUUGGGGAGCGUCAAUAACAACCUCACGAAUAUAUGGAAUAUAUACGAUCAUGUGAACGUCCAGUACACCCAUAACAAGACCUAUUAUGAAACCCUGCCUGCGACCUUCCUCGAGCAAGCUCGCUAUUAUGCUAAUUGGGUCCAAAACAACGUCUUCACUGAUACAGUGCAAAAUGGCGUCGGCCAAAUUGCCAUUCGCACUCUGUUCCCGGAGAUCUUCUGGGCCUUGGGUAACAUGACCCAGCCUUCUAACCAAGUUAAAAUUUCUAUCCAGGAGGUCGAUUACAAGCCGUUCAUAAGUCUGUUCAAUGUCACAAACGCUACUGUAGCCGACCCUGACAUUGCUGGUAUCGUUGACUAUGCUUCUGUUGUUGCUUUCGAGUUGUCGCAGAACUCGCAAGGUCAACAUGAGGUCAGCAUGAAGUUCAAAAAUGGCACUCAAGACAGCGAGUUCCGUCAACUGAAAAUGUUUGGCAACACGAGCAUCACCCUUGACAGCUUCAUUCACCAACUUGAUUGGACCACUAUCAAUUCUACUAUUAACUGGUGCUUUUCCUGCAAUCAGACUGUCCUGCGCGGAUGCUCUGUCUUUAACUACAGUGCCGACCCGUUCUUGCACCCCGGUACUACGACUAACGCGUAGACUCGGAUGACAUGAGAUUACUGGUUUUUUUUGGCUUUCUGUAAUCGUUUGGAACUCAAUCGCUUCUGGAUCCCGAGGGUUUCGUAGAACAUGUAAUUACACCCCACUUUAAGGGAGAUCAUCAGACUAGUGUUCACAACGUAAAAGAUGUCAUUUUCCGAAAUAUCGAUUCGAGUACUUUGUGAUUCAUAAUGUUGAUGUCUUUCUGAUGCGCC
Molecule: messenger RNA, 1475 nt
Organism: Suillus clintonianus
Lineage: Eukaryota; Fungi; Basidiomycota; Agaricomycetes; Boletales; Suillaceae
Product: phosphoglycerate mutase-like protein
Exons: 10
Coding region: 1-1260 (419 amino acids)
Source: RefSeq, a predicted model, not a curated record